AUGCUAUCGAAGCCUUUCAAACCGCCACUGCUAAGCACACCGGCCGGGAACAGUUCACAGAAAUACCACAACCAGGAUGUCGAGCGACCUGCAAAACGACGUCGGCUCAGCGAGGAGGAGACCAAACAUAUUGAUGUAUACCAGAACCCAGCAGGAACUGGAUUGGCGACUCCCCUUGCUCGGCCCAAGCCAACAGUUGUACCGCGGAAGCCCUUUGUGACACUGCACAAUCCGCCUAGUCCUGAGCAGCAUAAGUCCGAAUUAACACAUGGCAACGAAGGUUAUUAUACAGUGCUAUGGCGGAAAUACACAGCCAAAAAACACAAGACGUGGGACGGAGAUGGUAUACUUUCUGUGCGAGGUGGAUAUGCCUCGCUACGAGAUGUAUCAGGACGAGACAUGGGCCGUCUGGCAUUUAGUGACCCACUUCUGCCAGGCUCAUCACUAUCAAUUGGGGGAAAGGACAUUGAGGUUGACUCGAUCAUAUCAAAAGCCGACUUUCUUGCUGGAAAACCUUUCUCGAAGGCUGGAAAGCCCUCUGCUACCCCUACAACUUCCGUCCGGACUCAGGACCUGAAUACCCAGCCUCUAAUUCAUCCUGUAACUCUCCCCAGCAAGCCAAGAGGAAGUCUCCAAGCACAGAUGAGAGCGGAAAUGCUCAGGGAUAAAGAAUCCAAGAAGAAGCCCAGUUCUGCAGCACCUACGAGCCUAGGAAAGAAGACGGCAUUCAAGACUCCACUAAGGGACAGCACAGUCAUGCGUCAAGUGCCUGGUGAAAAGCUGACCCCACGACACGACCCUCAUGCUCCUGGUGCUCUUGUCAUGAAAAGGCCACGAACCGUUCCCAAAGAUAAGCAGAUCGUGGACGUGGUGCUCGACCCGGUGCUCGGGAAACACCUACGUGAACAUCAAAGAGAAGGUGUUGCGUUUCUGUAUGAGUGCGUCAUGGGUAUCCGGGAUUAUGGUGGAGAAGGCUGCAUACUGGCUGAUGAAAUGGGCCUGGGAAAAACGCUGCAAACUAUCGCCCUUUUGUGGACACUACUGAAGCAGAAUCCGAUCUAUAAUGCUGAGCCGGUCAUUAAAAAGGCACUCAUAGUCUGUCCUGUUACCCUCAUCAACAACUGGCAGAAGGAAUUCAGAAAAUGGCUGGGCAACGAAAGGAUUGGAGUCUUUGUGGCAGAUGGAAAGAAGACCAGGUUGACCGAUUUCACGAUGGGAAAAAGCUACAGCGUGAUGAUCAUUGGUUAUGAAAGACUGAGAAGUGUGGCCGAAGACUUGACAAAAGGGGCCGGUAUUGACAUAGUCAUCGCGGACGAAGGGCACAGACUCAAAACAGUACAGAACAAAAGCGCCAUUGCGAUCCAGUCGCUCAACACUCCGCGACGCAUCAUUCUGUCAGGAACACCCAUCCAGAAUGAUCUGAGUGAAUUCUUCUCCAUGGUUAACUUCGUGAAUGAUGGACUCCUGGGUACAUACAAGAAAUUCAUGAAACACUUUGAAAACCCCAUCGUCAAAAGCCGUCAACCCGACGCUCUGGAGGAAGACAUCGAGCUAGGCGAAUCUCGAAGCGAAGAACUCGCUCAAGAAACCUCCAAGUUCAUCCUUCGACGGACAGCCGACAUCCUAUCCAAAUAUCUUCCUCAGAAGACUGAGUAUGUCCUCUUCUGCAACCCAACACCUACCCAAGCAAAUAUCUACCGACACGUCCUCGCCUCACCAAUGUUCCAAUGUGCACUUGGCUCCUCCGAAUCUGCCCUCCAAUUGAUCACCAUACUCAAAAAGCUGUGCAACAGCCCCUCGCUAUUAAGCCCCAAGAUCGCAGCGACUGACGAGACUGCGAACUCCGCCUCCAUUAUUGCGCUCCUCGAAACCCUACCCCAGAACCUGCUGAGAACACUCGGCCCGCAGGCAAGCACUAAGAUCCGCAUUCUUGACACGUUCCUCUACCAUCUCAGCCGAAAUACCUCCGAGAAGAUUGUCCUAGUCUCCAAUUAUACAUCCACCCUUGACCUCCUCCAGACACUACUCACAUCGCUCUCGCUGCCCUUUCUUCGCCUAGAUGGCAGCACCCCAUCUGGGAAGCGCCAGGUUCUAGUCGACGACUUCAAUCGCUCUUCUUCCAGCGCUGCAUUUGCGUUCUUGCUGAGCGCAAAAGCGGGCGGGAUGGGACUGAAUCUCGUUGGGGCGAGCAGAUUGGUACUUUUUGAUGUUGAUUGGAACCCAGCUGUGGAGGAACAGGCUAUGGCUAGGAUUCAUCGAGAGGGUCAGAGGAAGCACUGUAGGAUCUAUCGGUUUGUUAUGAAGGGGGGUUUAGAGGAACGGGUUUGGCAGAGGCAGGUCGUCAAGCAGGGGUUGGCUAGUAGUAUUAUGCAGGGAGGGAAUGCUGGAGGUGCUGCCGGUGCUAUUAUUGGGAAGAAGGGCAUCGCACAAUUCAGCAAGGAGGAGUUGAGGGAUUUGUUUCGAUUGGACGAAAACGUCGGCUUGAGAACCCAUGAGCUCAUUCGCUGUUCUUGUCAGGGUAUGGGAAGGGUCGACGUUGAACAUGGACAGGAACAGCAAAUCAAUCCUGGGACCGAAGACGACGAUAAACCCUUCUUCGUCGAAGCUACGGAAACUCUUGACUCCUGCAGUGCCUCAGACUCGGAAGCAAGAGGGGUAGAGACUGACAACGAUGACGCAGACUCUCUACCGGACGUCCACACCCUGGUGAAAGCCUCUACCCUCUCACCCACACACAUCAAAGAUCCAACCUACCAAAUCACGGCCGAUAUGCAGAGUAGUACCUCACGGAGUGGGAGAGGGAGCACUGCGACCAGCAACAGCAAAGACAAAGACAAAGCCAAAGAAAAAGAAAAUGCAGAAAUGCAAAGCCUGAUGGAAUACAUCCACAUCGACACCAGCUCCCUGGCUUCUAUCCCCCCGGAUGCCGGUAACGCUAGUAGCAACCAUGGUAUCACUUCAAAUUCCAAGGGAGAAAUCGAAGCCCUAAUCGAUGACGACAUCCUCAUGGACGUGCUGCGUGGAGACGGAGAAGGCAGCCCUGGAGGUGUCGCCUGGGUCUUCAAGAAGACGAGCGGUGGUGCGGGCAGCGCUGUGCGAGCUACUGCUUGCUAG
Molecule: messenger RNA, 3114 nt
Organism: Endocarpon pusillum Z07020
Lineage: Eukaryota; Fungi; Ascomycota; Eurotiomycetes; Verrucariales; Verrucariaceae
Exons: 1
Coding region: 1-3114 (1037 amino acids)
Biological process (GO): reciprocal meiotic recombination; double-strand break repair via homologous recombination
Cellular component (GO): nucleus
Molecular function (GO): DNA translocase activity; ATP-dependent chromatin remodeler activity; ATP binding
Source: RefSeq, a predicted model, not a curated record